Messenger RNA from Marmota monax (woodchuck), 4382 nucleotides. RefSeq names its product tubulin tyrosine ligase like 10 (gene Ttll10). The transcript is spliced from 15 exons. The record is from RefSeq and is a predicted model, not a curated record. Gene Ontology annotation, biological process: protein modification process. Lineage: Eukaryota; Metazoa; Chordata; Mammalia; Rodentia; Sciuridae. The coding region runs from base 442 to 2556 and encodes 704 amino acids.
CGGAUCACAGUUGCCAGGUAAUGGUUGCUGGGAAACAGUUGCCAGGUCACCACUGUUGUCUCCCAGCAGAGGGCUCCCGAGACUUGUUGGGCAGGUAAGAGAGACAGGAGGGCCACUAGCCCGGGUCCUGGCUGGGGCUGAGGCUUGGCCUUGCCCUCUGGUGCUUCUCUCCAGCCCCUGCCCAGAAGCAGAGGAAGGAGGAAGGGACCAGACAGAGACUGGGGUGGACGAGUCUUUGGCGCAGGAGCAGAGCUGUGAGCCUUCUGCCUGGUCCCUUGCCCUGGGUUUUCGCUCAGUCUUUGCCAAACGUCCUGCUCAGGACCACGCCCUGCUCUGAGGACUAGUUGCUCCCCCGUCCGCCCCUCUGGUCCAGCAUCGGGGCUGUGUGCUGAGAGGCCCGGACAGUCCCUGCAGCAGAGGACUCGCCCAGCAGAGACAGAGAUGGCCUCCCCCGCACUGGCCACCAGGCCCCUCAGCCACCAUGGAGAUGGGAGCCAGCCACAAGCAGACGCCACAGUGCGGGACUCAGGGAGGCGCCCUUCCCCGGGCAGGGUGGGCCUGGCCGCCUGCCCCAUCCAAGGGCUGAGGCCUCGGGCUGCCCGACGGGGGGCGGGGGCCGCAUCUUCCCCACGGGGCACUCACCCCCGUGUCCCCAUGCCCGCGCCCCACAGCUGCACCCGCUUCAUCCACCGCCGGGGUCAGCCUGCUCGGACCCACAUCUGCUCCAAGAGACCCAAGCGGCCCAGGAUCCGGCGGUGCCGGGCCCGGGCGCCGAGCUGGGCCCAUGAGAGACAGAUGGGGAGCAGUGGCAAGGAGGGUCUCCCGCCUCAGCUGAGCCAGCAGGACCAAGAUGCAGACCUCCUGGACAACACAGAUGCUACCCGGCCCCCAGUGCCCUCCCCAGAGGGGCCCCCACUGGAGGGGGACAAGCAGUCGCCCAGCACCGGGCAGGGCCCCUUCUUCUACAUCGGAGGCACCAACGGGGCGUCCAUAGUCAGUGCCUACUGCAGGAGCAGAGGCUGGCAGCGCACGCACGACGGCCGGCGCGAGGACUGCAAGCUCAAGUGGUGUGAGAUCAAGUGCCGGGACAGCUACUGCAGCUUCCGGGAAGGCCAGCAGCUGCUCUUCCAGCUCCCCAACAACAAGCUGCUCACGACCAAGAUCGGGCUGCUCACGGCCCUGCGGGAGCACGCACGCGCACUGAGCAAGGCCAACAAGGUGCCGCCGGGCGGCCAGGCCAAAUGUGGAAAGGACACGACAGUGACCCUCGAGGAGCCCACGUGGAUCAGUCCGGGAUGCCUCGGACUACAAAGGGCUCUGAAAAUGGAAGAUUUUUUCCCAGAGACCUACCGUCUGGACGUCAAGGAUGAGAGACAGACCUUCGUCACCCUGUUUGAUGAAACCCAGAUAUGGAUCUGCAAGCCCACGGCCUCCAACCAGGGCAAGGGCAUCUUUCUGAUCAGGAGCCAGGAGGAGGUCAACGCCCUGCAGGCCAAGGCCCAGAGCACGGAGGACGACUCCAUCUACCACAAGACGCCCUUUCGGGCACCUCAGGCACGGGUGGUGCAGAGGUACAUCCAGAACCCGCUGCUGCUGGACGGGAAGAAGUUUGACGUGCGCUCCUACCUGCUCAUCGCCUGUGCCGUGCCCUACAUGGUGUUCUUUGGCCAUGGCUAUGCCCGCCUCACCCUCAGCCUCUACGACCCCCAUUCCAGAGACCUCAGUGGCCACUUGACCAACCAGUUCAUGCAGAAGAAAAGCCCCUUGUACGUGCUACUGAAGGAGGACACGGUGUGGAGCAUGGACCACCUCAACAGCUACAUCAACGACAAGUUCAGGAAGACCAAGGGCCUCCCCCGAGAUUGGGUCUUCACCACCUUCACGAAGCGGAUGCAGCAGAUCAUGGCCCACUGCUUCCUGGCAGUCAAGUCAAAGCUGCAGUGUAAACUGGGGUACUUCGACCUCAUUGGCUGUGACUUCCUGAUUGAUGAGAACUUCAAGGUGUGGCUACUGGAAAUGAACUCCAACCCUGCCCUGCACACCAACUGUGAAGUCCUGAAGGAGGUCAUCCCUGGUGUGGUCAUGGAAACCUUGGACCUGGCGCUUGAGACCUUCCAGAAGAGCUUACGGAGUCAGGGGAUGAUGCCCCUGCUGUCGCAGCGCCGCUUCGUGCUCCUGCACAACGGAGAGGCCGACCUGGGGCCGCGCCUGGGGGGCUCGCGCACCUUCCCCCGCCGGCCUCCACCGCCCCGGCCAGUCUGCGAGGCCGCGUCCUCCGCGCCCCCCGCGCCCCCCGCGCCGCGCGCCGCAGACAGGCCGGGCGCGCGCAGGCCCGCGCCUCCCCGGGGCGCGCCUCCCCGGCCCCUCUCCGCCCCGCGCCGUCCGCGGCCGCCCGGCAUCGGCGCGGGCGCUGCCGGCACCCAAGGCGAGGAGACCGCGGCCCCCGGCCCCGAGCGGCCGCGCGUGGACGGCAGGGACCCGGCGCGGGAGCCCUCCCCGGAGCCGCCGGAGGAGGAGCGCCAGGAGCGGGGGAGCGUCAGCCACCGCGGCUCCUAGACCUCGGCCCCCGCGCCCCGCGGUCCCCGCGCGCGGCCGCGCCCUCUGGGGACCUAUAAAGGCUACUUUGUGACAAACGCGGCCUCCACAGAGGGUCUGGGGGGCCGCCGCCCCGGCCCGCGAGCCGACCCACCAGGGCGACCCGCGUCCUUCCCGCUGCCCACCAACCCCGACUCCACCGCCUUCCUUAGGGCGAGGUGGGGGCUGCGGGAAGGAGGCGUGCCCGGCCUGGCCUCCCUCAUGGCGCAGCCCACCGGCUCCUGAUCUCCUGCCCAGGGCCCUGUGCUGCUCAUCCCCCAGGACCGGCCUGCAGCCCUCAUGACCCCCAACUCCAGCCUGGCACUGGGAUCCGCCACAGUGAGGUUUCUCCAGGAAAGGUCUGGAUCCCCACGGACUCUUCGGAACCCCUCUGGAUUGCUCUUCUGGGGCUGCCCAUGGCUCGCCCCGACCCUGCCCAGCACAGCUUUUAUCUGGGCCUUGGACACCAGGCAAGGGCACUCUCCAUAGCCCCACAGCCCCCCUUCCCCACAGAGGCCCAGACCUUGGAGGUGAAGGGCCCAGGGCUUUUGGUAGUGGUCCCGGAAGAAUGUGGGGUCAGCACUGGCCAGGCCCCAGCAAUCCUGAGGCCUCCCACACUACUCCCCGUGGGCCUGGGAUUUGAGGAGAGAACUCCAGCACUCUGGGCCCUGAGGUGUCUAGGCCCUCCACCCAGUGGCCAAGGCAUUACCUUGCCGGCGUAGGAGGCUCCCCUCUCCAGGGGUCCUGCAGGCCCCCAGCUUGCACACACUUCUGCUUGUGCUACCCCAACUCCAAGUGGUCGUGGCCAGGCAUCAAAUCCUCCUGAGCUGCCCCACUGCUGACCUUCCCUUGUCCAACAGAGGAGCCAGCUCCACCCCAAAUGCAGAGUGGCUGCUUUCUCUCUGUCUGCAUUGGAGUGAUGGAAGCAUCUGAGGGGGCCAGAGAACCUGUCUUGAGGCGCUGGCUCCCUACCCCUUGCAGGCAGGGCUGUUGCCAUCCAGGGAUGCAAUUCCAUGUCACCACUAGAGGGCGCUGUCUGCCACUGUUUCUGGCCAGCAUACACAGGGACCCGUGCAGCCAGGAACAGACAGGGACAGGGGCUCAAAGAGGUAAAGUGAACCCCCCCCCAAUCACAGAGCCCCUGGUCGUGGAGACCCUGGGGGUACACCUGUGGUUAGCCCAUGCCACAGCUCCCAUACACACUGCCUGCCCUGUCCUGGGUGCUCUAUCCAACCCUGACCCAAGUCUAGUCACCCUGCUGCUGUGGCCCACAGCCUGGAGUCCCACCUGCUAGGCAAGAGCACACAAGUGUUCCUGUGGGAAGGGCCCAGCUCUGGAGUCCACCAAGGCCAGGGAGGGGCAAAGACCCUUUGAGGCCAUAUUGCCAUAGCUCCUGGCUACUGCAGCCAUGUCCCCUUAGGGUCACCUCUUGCUCUCUCCCUCUGCUCUUGUCACUGAAACCCCUGAGCCUUGGUGCCUUAUAGGCCUCUUGCCCACUCUAGCGCCCAGCCCAAGUUGGGGUUCUGUUCCAUGGUGGCCUCACUACUGUCACAGAACACUAAAGCACUCCUCACCUCCCACAGUUGGGCCAUUGACCUCAGGUUCAGGGGCCUCAAGAUGUCAGCAGAGGUGACAGAGCCCUUGGGAGGUGCUCCCCUGCUGCCUUGGGGACAUGAGCCUGCACUAGACCUGUUCUGAGAAGGGCCCACUGGCAGUGCUUGGCCCUGUUCCUGAUGAGCUCCCCAAAGGCCAGGACUGUAUCUGGCAGCCCUGAGUGCCCAGAUGUCAAUAAAGGAUGUUUCCUGAGA